UUCUCCCCCCACUCCACUCCAUUCCAUUCCAUUUUGCCAUAUUCAUGUAAACACCCCCCUCUUUCGCAUUUGUGAGAGAAGAGCCCCCAUUUUAGAGAGAGAUAAAUAGAUACAUAGAUAGAGAGAGAGAGAGAGAGAGAGAGAGAGAGAGAGAAGGGGAUCAAAAUGGGGAGGGGGAGAACAGAGAUAAAGAGGAUAGAGAACCCAACGCAGAGGCAAUCAACUUUCUAUAAAAGAAGGGAUGGGCUGUUCAAGAAGGCCAGGGAGCUCUCCAUCCUCUGCGACGCAGACCUGCUGCUCCUCCUCUUUUCCUCUUCAGGAAAGCUCUACCAUUUCCACGCCCCCUCUGUCCCCAGUGUUAAGGAUUUUAUCGAGAGGUAUGAGAUGGCCACCAAUACUAAGAUUUGGAAAGAUUACCAUUUGGAGAGGGAUGCAGAGAUCGAGAAGGUUCAGAACUUGUGUGAACUAAUGGAGAAAGAACUAAGAUUCAUGAAGGUUGAUGACAGAGAGCACUACACACUGCCCACUCUGGACAUGUUGGAGCACAACCUGGAAGCAGCCAUCAGCAAGGUUAGAUCAGAGAAGGAGAGAAAGAUGGGAGGCGAAAUCAAUUUCCUCGAAAAUAUGGUCAGAGAUAAGCAAGAAGAAAGAUUCGGUUUAUCUGAGAAGCUAGCUCAGGUGCAGACGCUUAAGAACAUGGGAGGAGGAUCAACCUCAUUCAGCCAUGGAUUAGACCUUAAAUUAGGGUUUAAUUGAGCAUGGAUGCUGCAUUGAGACAUGGUCAAGAGAUCAAUCAAUGCUUGAAGCCUAAUUACAUCUUAGUGGAUUACUUAUUAGGGUUUGUAGAAAUUCUCUAGUUGUUUAAUAUAAUAUGUGAUGAAAGGAAAUAUUCUGUACCUGGAGUACCUUCUUUUGUAAACAUCCUUUUGAAAAUUAA
This is a messenger RNA of Ananas comosus (pineapple), 937 nucleotides long. Its product is annotated as MADS-box transcription factor 32-like. The coding region runs from base 166 to 756 and encodes 196 amino acids. The transcript has 7 exons. NCBI's taxonomy places the organism in Eukaryota, Viridiplantae, Streptophyta, Magnoliopsida, Poales, Bromeliaceae. Gene Ontology annotation, cellular component: nucleus. Gene Ontology annotation, molecular function: DNA-binding transcription factor activity, RNA polymerase II-specific; RNA polymerase II cis-regulatory region sequence-specific DNA binding; protein dimerization activity. Gene Ontology annotation, biological process: regulation of transcription by RNA polymerase II. The record is from RefSeq and is a predicted model, not a curated record.